Drosophila grimshawi is the source of this 2352-nucleotide messenger RNA. RefSeq names its product cell division cycle 7-related protein kinase. Bases 169 to 2232 code for a protein of 687 amino acids. The record is from RefSeq and is a predicted model, not a curated record. Gene Ontology annotation, biological process: mitotic DNA damage checkpoint signaling; protein phosphorylation. The transcript has a single exon. NCBI's taxonomy places the organism in Eukaryota, Metazoa, Arthropoda, Insecta, Diptera, Drosophilidae. Gene Ontology annotation, cellular component: nucleus. Gene Ontology annotation, molecular function: protein serine/threonine kinase activity; ATP binding.
UGUUGUUUUGGUUUUUUUAUUGGGGUAAGCGCCAAACUAAUUUCAGCGCCUUACUCAAAAAAACACUCCACAAGAAGAAAAAUUCAAAAACCGCAAAUCGUUUCUUUCUGCUUCUUCUGUGUUCCGCCAAACUGUGAAUGGAAUUAGCUAAUUUUUGCAAAGUUUUAAAUGGAUAAAAUGGACAACAACUUGCAACAGCAGCAGCAGCAGCAGCAGCAGCAGCAGCAACAACAACAGCAGCCACAGCAAAAAACACAUCCUUUAUUUUGCAAUCAAAAUCUACAGGCCAAGCUAGCAGCAAUCGAGGCUAAAUUAAAGCAGGGCUCAAAUUCCAAUAUGACAAUAACAACAACAUCAACUCAAACCAAUGCGAAUAAGAAAUCGAGUCAACAAUUUAGCAACAACAGUCGCAACAAGGAGACAGCUGCAGCAACUGGCAGCAGCAGGCAACAGGAUCGUUGCAAUAUGGGUGUUAUCGGACGCUAUUGCGUGCCACACAACAGCCAACAACAGAUGGCGCAACCACAUGGAACUGUGCUGCCACUGCUGACGCAGGUGCAACGUGUCAACAACGAUUUGAGCGAUAAGCUCACACGCAUGGCUCGCCGCAAUACGAUUAAAUUCAGGGAGUUUGCAGCGCUACAGGUGCAGGAUAAAAAUGCCGAAGCGCUGCUAGAUCUACACAAUUGCAUACCGGAGAUAUCGCAGAUAUUCGAUAUGCAUUGUCGCAUUGGCAGCGGCACCUUCAGCACCGUUCUCCUCGGCACCUUGAAACGGGAACGUCAACUGCCCGAGGUGCAGCGACGUCGUUUCGCCAUCAAACAUCACAAUCCCACAAAUCAUCCGGAGCGCAUUUUGCGUGAAUUGGAGUGCAUGUUUCGGAUGGGCGGUGAUCAUAAUGUUAUCGGCAUCAAUUGUUGCAUACGCUACAAUGAGAAUGUGGCAUUUGUAAUGCCAUUUAUGUCGCACGAUCGUUAUCACGACAUCUUUCGCAAUCUGAGUCUGUUCGAGGUCAAGGACUAUUUGCGCAACUUAUUGAUUGCCCUGCAGCAUGUGCACAAAUUCAAUGUCAUCCAUCGGGAUGUGAAGCCGAGUAAUAUUUUGUAUAAUCGUCGCACCGGCAAAUUUUUGCUCUGUGAUUUUGGACUUGCUCAGCGUUUGGCAGAGGAUGGCCGUUUAAUACAGCCAUCGGAUUUGAGUGGCGCCGCUGCCUUGUUGCAUGACAUUGAUGCGGCACAGCAGCAACUGAUGCAGCGGCACGACGGCAACAGUCUGCAGGCGGAGAAUGAGGCGGCGGCGCUUCGCAAGCGUGCCGUCGGCGGUGGCACCACAGCUUUUGGGGAAACCAGCAGCAGCAGCACCACCACCAUCGCAAACAGCAAUCAUCAGCAACUGCUCACCGAACCGACGAAAAAAGAGCUGGCCACACAAAAGGCAGACACGCAACGGCUGAUCAACAGAUUGCGUUCCACGAAUGCGAAUGUGGAUCAAAACAAUUAUGUGAUCUCAACGAAUACCAGUCGCAAGGAGAUGCAUGCUUCGAGAGCGGGCACACCUGGAUAUCGACCACCGGAAGUCCUGCUACGCUAUCCCCAUCAAACAACUGCUGUCGAUGUUUGGGCAGCCGGCGUUAUAAUGCUUUCCAUGCUGUCCACAAUGCAUCCGUUCUUCAAGGCGCCCUCGGAUUGUGCGGCCCUCUCGGAGAUCAUGAAUCUCUUUGGCGAUCUGGAGGUGCGUAAGGCAGCCUUUAUGCUGGAUCGCCUCGUGUUGAUUACCCAGAAAGUGGCUGCUUUGGAUUUGCGUCGGGUUUGCAUGCGCUUGCGAUAUGCCCAGCACUUUGUCUCACCGGAAAUGCAGCGACGUCAUCGACGUGCCGAUGGCAAUACGGAGAUGUGUCGACAAUGCGAACAGGCAACGUUCAAUUGCAUCUGCAAGCAUAGCAGUCAUCAGCUGGAGACGUACGAUGGAUUGGAUAUGUUUCCCGCACACGCAUACGAUCUGCUUGGCCGGCUGCUCGAAGUGAAUCCACAGAAGCGGAUCACUGCUGAGGAGGCGCUCAAGCAUCCGUUCUUUGGCGACCAUCAUCGCAUCGUCUCGGGCAUUCCGUUGAGCCAACAGAUACGUUCGAGGGAAGCCAUGCAGACCAAUUGUCUAUCGAGGACUCUCACUUCCUAUGCUUCCCAGCCCAAUACCGAUGCGGCGUCUACAACGCUCGGUUGUUGCCAAUUGUAGUCGUGUCCUCCAUAUGCAAUAAUGAUUUCCUCAAGUCGAGACGUUUCACGAAAUUGGAUAUGUUCCAAAAUGAAUCCCAAAUUUUUGCAUCAGCAUUAAAUAAACAGUUCUUUGAUGUUU